Molecule: messenger RNA, 1212 nt
Organism: Trypanosoma cruzi
Lineage: Eukaryota; Euglenozoa; Kinetoplastea; Trypanosomatida; Trypanosomatidae
Exons: 1
Coding region: 1-1212 (403 amino acids)
Source: RefSeq, a predicted model, not a curated record
AUGUUGAUGGUGCCGAUGAAAUUUGCACGAGCACAUUUGCGCAGGCUGCAUGCACUGCAGCCAACACCUACUUUUGCUAUCGAAUGCUCUCUUCCAUUCUUGUGUGCGUGGCGGGCAAUGAAACACCGCUCGUUGGCCCCGGAUGACCCGUUUGGCGAACGUUCGACUUUCAGUGAUCCCUCCGACGGAUUGUUUGCCGCUUGGAGCGGUGUGGACUUUAACGCCUUCGCCGACGCCGCAUCCAGCGACGAAGUGCGUACGGCCCACUUUGGGCCAGAAUGGUCGCGAUUUGCGACGGUGGGUCGGCUGUCUGUCAAGAUCAUGAGGGAGCAAGGGACUCCGGGAGUGGCGUCUGCCGUUUCCUCCAAGGGCGGCAACAAGGUACUGCCGCGCCCGCCCACCGCAGAGGAGCUGCACUCACGGGAACUGCAGGCACGGAGGAAGGCACUUGAAGGGAACUACGCCACCUACGAGCAGUACGUGAUGAAGGAACUUGGCAUUGAAGACGGGGGUAAUGAAGACGAGCACAUGGAGGAGGAAAUGGAUGACGCAACAGAGGUGGCGAAUGCAUCCGAGGAAAGCAUGCCGCUUCCGCAUUUCAUGGUGGAGAGAGGAGAAGGGCAGGCGCACGCAAACGACACGAAUAAACAAGAAUCCACGAACGGCAAGCCGCUCCUGCGUACUCGAGAGGGGCUGCAGGUACCGGAACCGUUGAUGCAAAUGAUCCUUGACGCGUUGGGUGAACCUCACGGCGACCGGCACUUACCCCGCUCCGAUCCGUUACACUGGAAUACGGAGGUGGUCAUCCUAUGGGUUAGAAAGCUGGAGGCGGCACGGUUUGCUCUAGUGUCUGCCGCGGGGACGGGGGAAGCAUCGUUAUUGGAGGCACCGCUGAUGGAGGAUCCGUCCAUGCACGAGGCCUUCCGUAUGGCAAGGACGAACGGGAAGUUUUUAUUGCACCACACAGUGCCGAACACAAUGUUCCAGGUGAUGCGGCGGUGGUACUUGCGGCGGCAGGAAAUCGCCUUGACGUUCAUGAAGGAGCGGCAGGAAAUGAAGAACACCACAAGUAUUAGCAAGGACGACGUCAAUGAUGCCACUUUCAAAAGUGCUUUGGAAGCUGGCAGGGCAAAACUGGACGAGUUGGCUGCAAAAGUUACACCGAUUCUGAUACAGGAGACCAUUUCUCAGUGUUACCCGUAUUGUCACUAG